Messenger RNA from Arabidopsis arenosa, 1598 nucleotides. The record is from the annotation of a GenBank genome assembly. NCBI's taxonomy places the organism in Eukaryota, Viridiplantae, Streptophyta, Magnoliopsida, Brassicales, Brassicaceae.
GUUUUUACUGUUAGGAGUUUGGAGAAAAGAAGUGAAAAAUGAGGCCAAAAGCUGUGUGGGAGCCUGAAUACCACAGAGUGUUUCUUGAUUUAUGCGUCGAGCAAACGAUGUUAGGGAAUAAACCCGGGACACAUUUUUCGAAAGACGGUUGGAGGAACAUAUUGAUAUCGUUUCAGGAGAAGACAGGCGCGAUGUACGAUAGAAUGCAGCUUAAAAACCAUUGGGAUACAAUGAGCAGACAGUGGAAAAUAUGGCGUAGACUCGUUGAAAGUAGUUAUAUGAAUUGGGAUCCUGAGACCAACAGGUUUCGUGCGAGUGAUGAUGACUGGGCAAACUAUUUACAGGAGAAUCCUGAUGCUGGGCAGUAUCGGUUGAGUGUUCCGCAAGAUCUCAAGAAACUAGAGAUUAUCUUUGCGGGUUGUAAUGUUGAGGUGAAAAAUGAUGAAGUUUCGGGUGUAAGGAAGAGACGAAGAAGUUUUUACGAGGAAGAAGAUGAAGAUAACCAAAGCAUGUGUAGUUCAUCCAACCCUCAAACAAAAGGAUAUUGGUCUCCGUCUACACAUAAGCUGUUUCUUGAUCUGUUGGUUCAAGAGACUUUAAAAGGAAACAGACCUGACACACAUUUUAACAAGGAAGGGUGGAAGACUAUUCUGGGGACAAUUAAUGAAAAUACCGGCCUCGGUUAUACAAGAGCGCAGCUGAAAAACCACUGGGAUUGCACUAGGAAAGGUUGGAAGAUCUGGUGUCAACUCGUUGGAGCAAGUAGCAUGAAAUGGGAUCCUGAAUCUCGUAGUUUUGGUGCGACAGAAGAGGAAUGGCGAACAUAUAUUCGGGAAAACCCAAGAGCAGGACAAUUCCGCCACAAGGAAGUUCCUCAUGCUGAUCAACUAGCAAUCAUCUUCAACGGAGUUAUAGAACCUGGAGAGACAUACACUCCUCCUUCGCGUUCGCGCAAGAAGCUCCUCCACAAUCGUUCUGAAUCACCACAAUGGCGUGACACAACUCCAUUAUCAAAGCUGCACAUAGAUGAAGCAGAAACCUCCAGGUUAAAUGGUGGUUAUGCAGAGUCUCAAGAAGAUCGGAUAGACAGCGAAAACGCUCAACCAUUGGAUGAUAUGAAGCUAAUGAGUGAGGGUAUGUUGCAGGAAAGUCCAGUAUGCGUUGAGAUUGAAUCGGCAAAGCUGAUGUACAGCAUUGGAGAAUGCAUUCAAAGCCUCGACGGGAUGAAAGAGGUGGAAGAAGGUAGUGAGCUCUACUUGUUUGCGUUGGAUCUGUUUCUGAAGAGAGAGUAUAGAGAGAUCUUCUUAGAGCUGAAGAAGCCCAGUUUGAGAAUCGCAUGGUUGCAGAGACUUCAAGCUGCUUCACUUUCUAUUACAUAGGUCCCUUUUGUAUUUUGAUCUCUGUUUCUUGUUUGAUUUUAUACCCAAAAGAAUCUCUUUCUUCGUUAGUUCUAUAUAUGGAUUAUGUAUAAAACAGAGAGGUAGAGAUGAUCAUGUUGAUGAACCUUUUGAAUUCUAUGUAAUACCCAAAUGAUUUUAUACCCAAAUUCUAAGUGGUUAUUAUAUGCAAACUUGUCAAUAUAAACCUUCUUCAAGUUU